AUGGCAGCAAUGGAGGAGCUGCAGAUUCAUAGCAAGUCUUACUUUGUCCGAUGGAUCCAUGUCAGCGCGGGCAAUACCAUCUCAUGGAGUAUUCAACCACAUAAGAAGUCCGUGAACUUUGGCAUUUUCAAGCAUCCAGGACAAUCCUCACUGGCAUCUCAUUUGCCUACCUCCGAUUCUCAUAGCAACGAUUCCAACGAGAACCUCCCCGCUACUACUGCGACUGCGAACUCGAACUCCGCCCGCAAUCAACAGUUAACAGUCAUUGAGAAGCUGACGGCCAUUGGUCUUAAGUCAAUCAAGUGGAUUGGGAAAUGCGAAGCCGAUAAGGUCUCCAAGGGAACUUACGAUGUGACCGCCAACGAAUCCGGCAAUUAUGCGCUCGUCUUCGAUAAUACCUUCUCUAAACAAGUCUCCAAAACGGUCACUCUUGUUCUGCUUACCUACCCAACUGGUCUGCAGCCCAGAGCUCAUGCUUCCUCCACAGCCUCCAUCAAUCAACCUCAACCCGGUGCUUCAUCCGAGUCACUACCACACUCUAUUGGUCGCCGAAGAGGCAAUAGUCGCGCUACUCUGAUCGCCCAACGCUCUGACUUGUCCACUCCCUCGAACAUACAUAGUGGUAUACUACAGAAGCGCCGCCGAAAGCGUGGCCAGGGUUGGGCACGUCGGUAUUUCUCUUUGGACUUUACCUCGUCCACUCUCUCUUAUUACCAUGAUCCCAAUUCGGCUGCUUUGCGCGGUGCGAUUCCCCUCUCGUUGGCGGCUGUAGCUACCAACGAGAAGAGUCGUGAGAUUUCAAUUGACUCGGGUACGGAGAUCUGGCAUCUUCGUGCCAGCAAUGACCAUGAGUUUAUGUCAUGGAAGCAGGCACUAGAAAGAGCGUCUAAGGAAAAAUCGCAAGAUGAGAGCGCGGUUCAUCUUGGUCCUCCCGAGCUACGAUUGACCAUGCCUCUAGCGGCCUCUCCAGAGGAGGAGCGUGAAUGGACUCGAGUUGAGAAGCUCUUGGGUCAGGUUUCUGGAACACGAGAUGCGGUGCGCAGACUUGCUAAGGAUACUGAUCCUAAGUACUUUGUAUCACCGCUCCCUUCUGAACCUCGUAGCCGUGGUCGCUCUCCAAGCCCCCACCCUCCUGGUGCUGAUGGGCAAGGAGAUGCAAGACGCCCUUUCUGGAAACGCAAGACCAGUGGUAACUCGGCUCAUAGUGGCAAGCAACCGAAUUCCACUAUCUCUCAGCUUGUAGUCCCCGGUGGAACUGGCAAGCCUGCUAGCAUCAUGAGCCACUCUGAUGGCAUGGACCAAAUUCAUGAUAACCUCAUGGCGGUUUUGCGUGAUCUUGAUAGUGUGGUUUCGGAAUUCUCUUCCCUUGUCACAGAGAGCAAGCAACGGAGACACCCGCCCCGAUCUGCAAUGGUACCACGGCGCAGUAUGGAGUCUGAUCUCUCGCAGGAAUUCUUCGAUGCUAUGGAUGGAGGCGCUGCAUCUCCACUCUUAACCAUCCAAGAUAGCGAUGAUGAAGACGCCACUGAAGAUAAGCCUGGUCCUGCAGUCGAAGAUGUAGAGGAUGAUGCGCCCUCAGACAGUGAAGAUGAGCCUGAUUCCCCAGCUCCACACGAUAAUACUGGUGCCGCACCACUCUUCCCUUCCCGCCCUAAGACUCUUGCUCCCCUGCCUCUUGACGCUGUUCGCCGACGUCAGAACAUCACUGCACCUACCGUCAUGCCUCCAAGUCUAAUUGGAUUCCUCCGCAAGAACGUCGGCAAAGACCUAUCUCAGAUUUCCAUGCCGGUCUCCGCCAACGAGCCUACGUCUCUGUUGCAACGUGCCGCAGAGAUAAUGGAGUACUCCUCACUUCUAGACAAAGCUUCUCAAUCCUCAGACGCCGUCGAACGACUCAUGUAUGUAACCGCUUUCGCUCUGUCCUCAUUCUCAAACAGCCGAGUCCGAGAGCGUUCCAUUCGCAAACCAUUCAACCCCAUGCUCGGCGAAACCUACGAACUAGUCCGCGAAGAUAAAGGCUUCCGGUUCAUCGCCGAGAAAGUCUCCCAUCGUCCCGUGCAACUAGCAUACCAAGCUGAUAGCCGUGACUGGAGUCUCGCACAAUCACCAAUGCCUAGCCAAAAGUUCUGGGGCAAGUCCGCAGAAAUCACAACAGAAGGUCGUGUCCGCAUUACUCUCCACGGAACUGGAGAACACUACAGCUGGGUUCCAGCCACAUCUUUUCUACGGAAUAUCAUCGCAGGAGAAAAAUACGUUGAACCGGUCGGCGAACUUACAGUUUGUAAUGAGUCCACUGGACACCGCUCUAUAUCUUCAUUUAAAGCUGGAGGAAUGUUCUCAGGACGAAGCGAAGAAGUCUCGACGAGAUCCGUGGACUCGUAUAAUAAACCCUUAUCCCUGGGUUUAUCCGGUUCCUGGCCUACAUCUAUCUCAUUUACUCGAGAUGGAAAUCCUUCAGGUGCCCCGAUCUGGAAUGCAGGCACUCUGGUACCGAAUGCACCGAAACAUUAUGGUCUUACUUCGUUCGCGGCUACUCUUAAUGAAAUCACGGCUAUUGAAAACGAUAAGUUGCCACCUACGGAUUCGAGAUUAAGACCUGAUCAACGGGCUCUUGAAGAAGGGGAUUUGGAUCGUGCGGAAGAAGUUAAGGUGCAACUUGAGGAGGGUCAGAGAGCUAGGAGGAGGGAUAUGGAGGAUAUGGGACAGAGUUGGACACCUAGAUGGUUCACUAAGGUUGAGGAGGAGGUUGAUGAGGUGGUUUGGAAGUUGAAGGCUGGGAAGGAUGGAUAUUGGGAGGAAAGGGGGAAGGGAAGUUGGUCGAAUGUUGUUUCGGUUUUUAAUGUAUGA
This is a messenger RNA of Penicillium malachiteum, 2847 nucleotides long. RefSeq names its product oxysterol-binding protein related protein OSH3. Lineage: Eukaryota; Fungi; Ascomycota; Eurotiomycetes; Eurotiales; Aspergillaceae. Gene Ontology annotation, cellular component: perinuclear endoplasmic reticulum; plasma membrane; intracellular membrane-bounded organelle. The coding region runs from base 1 to 2847 and encodes 948 amino acids. Gene Ontology annotation, biological process: ER to Golgi ceramide transport; maintenance of cell polarity; endocytosis. The record is from RefSeq and is a predicted model, not a curated record. The transcript is spliced from 2 exons. Gene Ontology annotation, molecular function: sterol binding.